This is a messenger RNA of Polypterus senegalus (gray bichir), 2443 nucleotides long. It is a transcript of the gene gtpbp4, whose product is annotated as GTP binding protein 4. Lineage: Eukaryota; Metazoa; Chordata; Cladistia; Polypteriformes; Polypteridae. Gene Ontology annotation, cellular component: nucleolus. Bases 56 to 1954 code for a protein of 632 amino acids. Gene Ontology annotation, molecular function: GTPase activity; GTP binding; RNA binding. The transcript is spliced from 17 exons. The record is from RefSeq and is a predicted model, not a curated record. Gene Ontology annotation, biological process: ribosomal large subunit biogenesis.
AGGGACGCUGUCGCGAGACCAAGAAGAUCGCGGGGUUCUUUCUCCAUGUGCGAAGAUGGCUCUGUACAACUUCAAGAAGAUUAUGGUGGUGCCCACCGCUAAGGACUUUAUAGAUCUCACACUGUCAAAGACACAAAGGAAAACUCCAACAGUUAUUCACAAGCAUUAUCAAAUCCAUCGAAUACGACAUUUUUAUAUGAGAAAAGUGAAAUACACCCAACAGAAUUACCAUGACAGACUCACGCAGAUUUUGGCUGAUUUCCCAAAGUUAGAUGAUAUUCAUCCAUUUUAUGCUGAUCUUAUGAAUGUCCUGUAUGAUAAGGAUCAUUAUAAGCUGGCUUUAGGACAAAUAAAUAUUGCAAAGAACCUUAUUGACAAUGUUGCUAAAGAUUAUGUUCGAUUAAUGAAGUAUGGAGAUUCACUUUACCGAUGCAAACAAUUAAAACGUGCAGCUUUGGGGCGAAUGUGCACCAUCAUUAAACGUCAGAAACAAAGUUUAGAAUAUCUUGAACAAGUCCGUCAGCAUCUUUCACGUUUACCAAGUAUUGACCCAAAUACAAGAACUCUCAUUCUCUGUGGUUAUCCCAAUGUUGGAAAGUCCAGCUUCAUAAAUAAGGUAACAAGAGCAGAUGUUGAAGUUCAACCAUAUGCCUUUACAACAAAAUCUUUGUUUGUUGGUCACAUGGAUUACAAGUAUCUGCGCUGGCAGGUAGUGGACACACCAGGAAUUUUGGACCAUCCUCUGGAGGAGCGAAAUACAAUAGAAAUGCAGGCCAUUACAGCCCUGGCUCACUUACGUGCAGCAGUUCUCUACAUAAUGGAUGUCUCAGAACAGUGUGGCCAUAGUCUGGAAGAACAGAUGGAACUCUUCAAAAACAUUAGGCCCUUGUUUGCCAACAAGCCAUUAAUUAUUGUGGCCAACAAAUGUGAUGUGAAGCGUAUUGAGGAACUUUCAGAAGAAAAUCAGAAAUUAUUCAAGGAUUUUGAGGAGGAGGGAAUUUCUGUAAUUGAAACCAGCACUUUAACUGAAGAAGGUGUUAUGAAAGUCAAAACAGAGGCUUGUGAUAAAUUGCUAUCCUAUCGUGUUGAGACUAAAAUGAAAGGGAGAAAGGUGAAUGAUGUAUUGAAUAGACUCCAUUUGGCAGUUCCAUCUAAAAGAGAUAACAAGGAAAGACCACCUUUCAUUCCAGAAGGUGCUUUGUUGCGUAGGAAAGCAAUGGAAGUGGACAUUCCAAAACGCAAGCUUGAGAGAGAUAUAGAGCUGGAACUGGGUGAUGACUAUGUUUUAGACCUUCAAAAAUAUUGGGAUCUGAUGAAUGAGAAUGAAAAAUAUGAUAAGAUUCCUGAAAUCUGGGAAGGCCAUAAUAUUUCAGAUUACAUUGACCCUGACAUCAUGAAGAAACUGGAAGAACUAGAGCAAGAAGAAGACUUAAGAGAGAAGGCUGGAGAGUACGAAUCGGACACUGAAAGUGAAGAUGAAGAAAUGCAGGAGAUCAGAGAGCUGGCAAGGAAAAUUAGACAGAAAAAGAAACUGAGAAUCCUGGAAUCAAAGGAGAAAGAUGUGCACGGACCAAGAAUGCCACGGACUGUCAAAAAGGUUGAGAAGAAGACGCUUGAAAAAGAAAUGAGUGGCCUUGGCAUUGACAUGGAAGACAAGAGUAAUAGCCAUUAUGCAGUUCAGGCACGCCGAUCGAGAAGUGUGACCAGAAAACGUAAGCGAGAAGCUUCAGAAGCACCAGCCUCCAGGACUCGCAGUUCCUCCAGACCCCCUCGUGAUGUUUCUGGUGUGCGCGAUGCCAAGAUGCUGAAAAAGGUCAAACAAAUGAUGAAGAACUCACAGAGAGACAUGAAUCGAAUGGGCAAAAAAGGGGAGGCAGACAGACACGUAUUCGACCUCAAACCCAAGCAUCUGCUGGCAGGAAAGAGGAAAUCAGGAACCACAGACCGAAGAUAAGAGGAAACAACCUAAAAAAACCUUUUUAUUUUGGACUGUUGUAUAUAUUGAACGGGAAACUUCUCAUUAAUUUAACAGACACAAACUGUGCCUUUUUGUCCACACUUUAUGAUGAAUUUACAUUCUACCAAUCCCGUCAGAUAGCUGAGUACCCAGAUAUUUGCAGCGGAACAGCUGUGGGUAUGUGGCAUGCCAGCACGUUUACCACACUGCAUUCUCAUACAGGGCGAGUACGCGUCCAUCAGGCCAUCGAAUCUCUAAUGUCUAGUUAAUGUGAUUACUAUAGUGGCCAGCUGACUGGGUAUAAGAACACAUACAUACAUACAUAUAGGUAUAGGUAUGGGUAUGGACCUGCAGCUUGUAUGUAUAUUUGCACAUAUAUACAAUAAUUGCUUUUCAUUAAGAUCUACAAGUAUAUUGCAGUUGUAUGCUUCCAAAAUGGUUUGCAUGUGUCUCAGAAAAAUAAAAAGUUUGUAUUUGCCACUUUUA